Physcomitrium patens is the source of this 3933-nucleotide messenger RNA. The record is from RefSeq and is a predicted model, not a curated record. Lineage: Eukaryota; Viridiplantae; Streptophyta; Bryopsida; Funariales; Funariaceae.
AAGGCAUUGACAGUCGUCUUUUGAAGCUUUGGAGCGGAGCUUGCUUGGAGCUCGGUCAACAACCUCCGGAUGCUUACGUAGAUGGUGGAGGCGAGCUUGUGAACAGCAUCUUUAUAUGUGCGUCAGCCAAGUUUUUGGUUGUUUCACUUGUCUUUCAGGAGUUACGUUCGCGCCUUGGCUGUCUUCAUUGGUGCAGCCUGGCUUUGAUCUUUGCUAUCGUAUUUUAACGAUGGUUUGAAGUUUUAUUCUGCGUUUCUCUUCGGAGAUGUGUAUUUUUAGGGCCUUUGAUCUUGGUUCUUGAUCUUCCCAGCGAUAGUUCUACUGGACACUUGGUGCUCUAGGAGAGCUAUCUAAGGGGCUUCAGAGAGUAUAAUUGAUCAUAGGGAAUUGCAUUGUUGCGUAUUAUGGUGGUAUGUUAAUUGUGAAUCUAUUCUAAGCAGCUCUUGUUGAUGCAGCUACAACAGGUUUUGUUGUCUUACCCGUUUACGAAAGUUGCAAGAACUUGAUAUAGACAGCUUAAUUUGUAGUGCCAGGAAUGAUAGUCUUUUAGAUGGGCUCAGCAAGCUUUCUUACUCUUGUGUUUUAUAACUAAUCGCUUAUUGAUUGAAGCACCGGCGGUCAUUAUUUUAGUUUUCAAAAAAUGAAUAAAUAAAAUAUAUACUUACCUACUUAUUUACUUUUUAAAUUUUUUUUCAAAAUUAUUUGAAGCGUACGGAAGAGCCACGUGCGAAAUUAUAGAAUGUUCCCUUCGCUUGUGUAUAUUAUACUGGUAUCCUGUUUUGGUUUGUAUAUUAGCUUGGUCGUGAAAUUUCAUUUGUCUACCUUAGGUUGAUGAAGUCCAAUUUAUUGUAGUGUCAGAAUUUUUUGAAGGAACCCUGAGUUUCGCUUUUGGGUCUGACUGAUCUUCAUUUCACGUCAAACUUAACCAAAUUAAGUCACAAGGGCCACCGUUCUUGUUUUAGUGUUGCAGCUCCAAGAUGUAUAACACGAGCAUCGAAGGGAGUAUUAUGACCACGAGCAAAAUCACUCAGAGUAGUUCACCACGAGGCGUUUUUCUCUUCACGGUGUAGGGGAGGGCCUGGAGCAAACACUGUGUUGCACACUUUCUCCUGUAAUUAUAUCAUGGAAGAGCCUAUUGUGGGCUCUACGGAAGAGCAUGCAGCGAGUGUACGUACAGAGGAGCCUCCAGCGUGUGGAGCUAUGGAAGAACUCUCAGUGGGUGUUGCUACGGAAGAGCCACGUGCGAAAAAGCUGCUGGUGUUGGAUGUGAAUGGGCUGCUUGUCGCUACUUACCACAAGCAUCAGAAGAUGCCUGGAGAAAAGCACCAUGCCAAGUUGGGCAAUUUUUAUGUUUACGAGCGCCCUGGUUGUGAGGAGUUUUUAAACUUCUGCUUUAAGUACUUUAUUGUUGGAGUUUGGAGUUCUGCGAGAGAACACAAUGUGAACUCUCUGGUCAACCAUAUAUUUAAGGACCUUAAAGAUCGUCUUUCUUUUUCGUGGCAUCAGAGGCAUUGCACCACUACUGCAGUUAUGCAUCCUGACAACAAUAAGAAGCCAAUUUUUCUGAAGGAGCUUUCUAAGCUUUGGGCUGAAGUGGAGCCUGGAACAUUUGAUCAAUCUAACACGCUCCUGAUUGACGAUUCACCUUACAAGGCUUUGAAAAAUCCUCCCCAUACAGCCAUUUUCCCUCGAUGUUAUAAUGGGGACGAGGUAGAUGAUAGUUUUCUCUCGGAACUGCGUGCUUACCUCGAGGGACUGCAUAGUGCAACGAAUGUGCAGGAAUAUGUGAGUAAAAAUCCUAUAGGUGAGCCCAGGAUCUCGUCAGCACAUCCUUUGUGGAGUUAUUUCUCCUCCAUUCUUAAUGAGGAUUCACAGGUAGCAGCUGAAGCUGGUGGAGUGACCCCUGUUGUGGCUAUUACUGCGGAAGUUGAGGAGUAUGCCAAGCAGUUAAAUCCGGAAGAAAUUGAAUUGGAAGAUAUGGACCAGCCAUCAGAUAGGAGAGAUUCAUCCCCUGUUGGAGUUGGUGCACAUUUUAAUAGAAGCAGAGAGCGUGAAGAUAUUGACCAGCGGUCAGAGAGGAGAGACUUAUCCCCUUCUGGAGUUGGUGUGCGUCCUAAUAGGAACAGAGAGACAGUAGAUGUGGAUCAGCCACAUGCGAAGAGGAAUUUAUCCCCAGUUGGAGUCAAUGCUCAUUUUAGCAGAAGCAGAGAGCCUGAAGAUAUGGACCAGCCACCAGAGAGGAGAAAUUUAUCCCACGUUAGAGUUGGUGCGCACUUCAAUAGAAUUAGAGAGCCUGAUAAUGGGCCUGCAGAAGAUAGUCGUAGGCGGCGAAAUGCUGGAAAUGGACAUGAAUACGAGGAUGGUAGAUUCCGCUCACGAAGAAAUUAUGAGCAGUCACGCGAACGGUCAAGGGAAAGAUCUCCCCGAAUGCAUAUGAACCAUUUGGACGACAGCAGAAAGCUUGCUUCGAACCGUCGUAGGGACGAUCCUGGUUUUGCCCUUCACUCAAGCAGUAGCUAUCAUGGAGAGUUCAAUACAAGAAGAUAUAGAGAUGUGAAAUUUGGAAGGAGUUGGCAUAAUUAUUCACGGGUUCAAGAGGCCCCUCCUAGCAGAGAAACUUUUGGAAGACGGAAUAGUGAGCAUGACAUCGGGAGAGCGUUAUCAUCACCGGGCAGAAGACAGUUCAAUACUUCUUUUAAUUUCAGAGACGCCCCUCCACCCUCUGUUUUCUCCGCGCGUGACUCAGGUCGUGGACUGUUGCCGCCACCUGGAAAGUCAUGGGAGAAUGCAGAACGGCCAACAGUGUACUAUGAUGGCUUUGGUGAAAGGAGGUCCAUUGCGAACGUGUCUUUGACCGCAUCAGCAGAGUUGGACAGAAGUUGGGAAAGACCUCCAAUUCCUGGGCGUGGGAGAGAUUACGAUCGGAGAUGGGAAGAGCCUCUGAGUUCUGGCCAUGACAGAGGGUAUGAACCUACAUGGGCUAGACCUUCAAGUUCUGGACGAGGGAGCGAAUAUGACAGGCGGUGGGAAGAGCCCGCGAUCAUUGGGCGAGGAGUCCAAUAUGACAGGAGGCGGGAAGAGCCUAUGAGUUCUGUCCGAGAGAGUGAUUUUGACAGGAGGUGGAAUGAACCUACUAGUGCUGGGCGAGAUAGGGGGUUCGACGCAGGAUGGGAUAGGAGCGCAAGUUCCAGUCAAGGAAAGGGGAAUGUUUCGAGAUGGAGAGAACCCGUGGUAGAUGUGGGGGGUGGAAGGGAAUACAACACAAGAUGGGAAGCACCUGCUCAUUCUGAAUACAGAAAGUACAACGGCAAUGAGAGGCGAUGGGAUCAACCUGGCCAUGCAAGGGAGCUUGAUUCUAAAUGGAGCAGAGCACAAACCAAUCAAUAUGUGACUCCUGUCCCCAGGGUUGACUACAACAGCCAAGGCUAUAGAACGUCGGGCAAUUUCAAGGGAAGAUACACUUCUACUGAUCGCAGCACCGAAGGUUAUAGAACGUCGAGCGAUUUCAAGGGGAGACAUACUUCUGUUGAUCGCAACAUCCAUGCUAGUUUUCGUGAUGACCACCGUUCUCAUCACUGGGGUGAUUCAAACCAUUAUCUGCGGUGAACUUCUUCAUUAGUCAUUGAAUUGAAACCAGAUAUUUUACGCUAUUUCUGGUUUGUGUUCUUGUAAGAACUUUAAUGUUGUCCUUAAACGUUAAAGUCGACACAAUGUUAUCGAUAUUCUUAAUUGUGUGAGCCAGAGCGUUGAUGUGGUUGGAGGCCACGAGAGUAAUCAGAGUUCAUCAUUGAGGUAGUUGAAAUGCAUACACUACUGCCAAUCCGUUACAUAUGAGUGGCAUAAUGCCUUUUGGUUAGAAUGUGGACCUUCUGGGAGAUAGGUCUCAUUUGCUGUACACAUGUAUCUCUUUAUGAAUGGUAUCUGAAAACCUUC